GAGACGCGCGAGAACCGCCAUCUUAACGUGGUCGCGACUACACCGCUGUUGCGGUGUUGCGCUGUGUGAUUUUUGUUAUUUGACAAAGAUAUUCCCGCGGUGAUAAUGAUUCAAACUCGAUAAAAUUGCAGUGUGUAUUUUGCCAAGGAAUAGUGAAGCGGACAAACCAAUGUUUUUGAUACAGUUUUCAGAUCGAGGAUACCUGAACUGGUUGGUAAACCAAUUUAACAAUGCCGAAAGGACGGUUAAUUACUCGAUCUGUGACCCAUACCAGGCCUAUCAGCAUGACGCUUAACUUGGACUGCUCUGAGGAGCCUCUCAGCGAAUCUCAGCUUGCGCACAAUGCAAAGUUGAAAGAAAAUUAUGAUAAGGUUGCAGGAACGCUCGAAGAAGUGAUCAAAGAACGUGGUGGUCAGCUACUCUGUCAAGCAGGUGCUGUCCAAGGGUAUCAGUACACAUUGCCAGGAAAUGCUCCACAGCCAGCAAUCGUCAAACCUAGCCAGUCUUCGUUGUUGAAUCCUAACCAGGCAAAAUCGCAGCCUAUAAAGUUGAACAUGUUAAGCAACCCACCUGGAAAUCAGGGAAAUAUCCAGCUUGUGAUGGAUCCACGGAUGGGUGUUAUAUUGGGAGCAGUUACACAGCAGCAAUCUACCCCACCAACCACGCAAGCAACUCCUUCACCGGUAGUGUCUUCGCAAUCAACCAAUGAAAACUACAAGUACACGAGAUCUGGCCGUAGAACAAAAGUGCUCCAAGUGCAGCAGCCUGAUAUCAUGGAAGAACUUCCUACUCCAGUUUCCAGAACCAGAGGAAAAACCGGCACCCCUACACACGUCGUUACUCCUAUUCCAGCAACGACGAGCCCUCAGGGGGUGACAAAUCUGAGGAUAAAAACGGUUCCUAAACAGCAACAGCAACAGCAGCAGCAGCAGCAGCAACCACAACAGAAACCUGCCCCAAUCAUUGUAAGACCAACAGAACACACUAGCAUAGGUGGUAUAUCUGUGGGUAACAAAAAUGCAAGCGGUGAACAGAUCGAAGAAUCGAAGCGCAACCUGCCAGAUGGCAGAGAGAUAACGUUCAAUAAAAUGAACGGCGGUAGGACUUUUCCCUCGUUGGUUGUUGUUGCCCGGCCAAACCUUUGCACAAAAGAUAUCGCGCCACAGCUUGCGCAAGCAGAGAGAACGGAACUGGAUGUUAAAGUUAAGAGCGUCUUGAUGUAUUCAGCAACAAAAUUUGCCGAAUGGCUAAUACAGCAGGGUUUAGUGCGAUCGGAGCAGUACUGCAACCUGCACAGUAGUAACUAUCAAAAGACUAAAUUGAAACUUGGAAUGUACAGUGAUUCUGGUACAUUUCCCUACUCUGGUGGUUACGUGUGGAUAUCGAGCUGUUGCCCGGAUCGUUUUGUCUCAGUAUUCUCUGGCUCGAUAUUUCAAGGAGCUCCGCACACUCCAACUGUUUUACUAAAGUUAAUUUAUCACUGGGCUUGUCAAACAAACGUGCAGAACGUCGUCUCUUGGGUAAAAGUAUCUAACGUUUAUGUAAAAAAUUUUUACACCAAUCUUCGCAGCAUUUGCACAGCUGCUGUGUGGGAUAAAAGUCGUAAAAUGGGUGGCAAAAAUUCUAUGGUUCAAGUCGGAGUUAUCAGCCUUGGAACUACAUCGCAAGAUGGAAAUCUGAGACAGGUCAAAGUAGAAGUAUUGGGUAUCUUGAAUUUGGAAACGCAGGAAAUUCGACUGCGCGCUUGUGACCCUGUUCAUGACGGCGACAGGUCCUUCAAACGAAGGUUUCACAAUAUAUUAAAUCCGCUUCGAGACUGGGUCCACAAAGAAUCCAAAAUACUUACCGAUUACACAGUCGACAAAUCUACCCUCCAGGAAAUGGGAUUUCACAAUGUGAUGCAGUCAGCGUUUUCUGAACAAAAUCCCAGGAACACAUUCAGUAAUUACCACAUUAUGGAAUACCUGAGAAAAAUCGUACCAAGAAUGUUUCAAAACACGCUAAGUCUUCUUAGUAGACAAAUGAUACAACAAUUCCUAGACGACCUUGUCUGGCGUGAAAUGUUUGGUAAAACAGCAGCUCGUGCAUUUGACAAUAUAAUAAUCCACAUAGCGGAGCAGACUAGAAUUGAUUCUCCUGACUGUUUACUAGAUCGUUUGGCUAAGAUUGCAGCAAAUCCAUUCCAGGAUUGGUCUUAUUCAAACCUGGCUCCGCCACAGCUGGCUCCAAUGGUCUCGAUCCCAAAGGAGCCAGUAUCAAACAACGCGGAAAUUAUUCAGACUAUAACACAGGUUGACUUGACUAGAAACAACAAUAAACCGGGGCCUAAACGAAACCGAAAAAGACUCAUACCUUCUAAAGGCACGAGUCCCGAGCCUGAAGUAAAAAGAUCGACGCCCGAACUGAGAUUUAGAGACAGGGAAAACAAGGGCGGCGACAACAUACAACUUCAGGAGUACUACUAUGCUACAAUGGAGGGUGACAAGAACAGGCUUUUAGAUGAGCGUAAAAGUUCCAUAAACAUGAAGUGUUUUCUGUGCACUACGAUAAUGCGAUCGAAUACAGAAGUUAUGGAGCACAUGGUGACCCAUGUAAGGCCACAAGUACCUGGACAAAAGGAAUCCCCGGUCUGUAGGUAUUGCUGCGCUGUAUUCUCGUCCAAGCAUCAAAUGACAACGCACGUUAGCGAAGCGCACAGCACAAUGGGGCGAAGUGCCAACGGUGACAUGGUGGUAUGCGCUAUUUGCGAAGAAAAGUUUGUGAUUGGUACGCUACUGGCUAAUCACAUGGCAGCUACUCAUUAUCCGUCGGAAAUGCCAUACCGAUGCGAGACCUGUGGUUAUCGUUCAUCUAGUCAUAAAGAUGUCAUCGAUCAUUACUAUAAAAUCCAUGAGAAAGGGGACGGUCUGAUGUGUCCUUAUUGUCUCAAGGUGAUUCAGUUCUGCACGGAUGGUAAUUCAGGCACUCUUCUACCAGUUGUUCAUGCCUACUUAUUGCACAUGCAGAGGCAUUCAUUGAGGCGUGAAGAAGGGAGGGGUAACAAAUGUCGGCGAUGCUGUCUUUGGUUCAACCAAAAAAGUGCGCUGAUAACGCAUCAGAAAGAGUUGCACAUUUUUCUGUCUAGCCCUAAAAUUAUUCCGUACAUCGCAACUGAAAACGGUAUAAUGAUACCGAGACCACGUAAUCCAGUGAAACGUAUCGAAAUAGAUAGUCCUAUACAGGAAUUACCCAACACUGAGAAUGUGAAGACAUGGUCCGAAGGACCGAUUAGAAUUCUUGCUCCACCUAAGUUGGCUUGUCAGGAGUGCGAGGAGGACAUAGAUGAGCUUGAACAUUACCCCGGUGAACAGAAAUGCUUGCACUGCAAAUACUCGACGUGCUGUUGGCGAGCUUUCAAGGAACAUCAGCAACAGUUUCACAAUGCUAGACCACUGACCGGCUUAGCAGUACUUUCACCACUGCUGAACAUACCCUUGGAAAAUAAAAUGCAGUGUCCUUGCGGUUUUUCGUCGGUUGAUGGAAACCAAUUAGCGACGCAUUUGAUCAAAUGUAAAAGGAUAUCAGCUUACCCUACCGAGGAUUCCGAGGCGACUGGAAUGUUAGACAGUUUGGGAUUGGUUCCCAAAAAUAUUCAAGACGACCUGGAAGGUACAAACAGUCUUCAUCAAAAGCCACCCAGGAUUGACAUAAUGGAAAACCGACACAACGACGAGGACAAUUCUGUUCAGCCAUUGACUUGUGAAAAAACUGACGGAGAUUUAGCGAUGCCUGAUAUUCCCGUAAAAACAAAUAUGGAAUUGAAUUCUACUACUGGCAUUAAUGGUCGUCGGGCAAAAGCGUCUACCUCUACAUCAACAAGGUUCGAACCUUCCCUAGAAGACAAUUUGCCAGAGAUCGUUGAGGACAGACUCUUGCCAUCAUCUGGAAAGAAAAAAAAAGUCUGAUGUCGAGAUCUCAAAUAUUGUGAAGUAAGGAUUUUAAGGGACGUGAAAAUUGAGUCUAGGAAAUUUCUCGGUAAAACCGGUAGACUUCGUGAAUAGUGUUUAAGUUAAUUUUACGGUAUUUCGAUUAACUAACAAUAAGUAUAAAAAUAAAACUGAGUUUUGAACGACUUUAAGCUUCGUUAA
Messenger RNA from Neodiprion virginianus, 4127 nucleotides. RefSeq lists its product as uncharacterized. The coding region runs from base 231 to 3944 and encodes 1237 amino acids. Gene Ontology annotation, molecular function: DNA-binding transcription factor activity, RNA polymerase II-specific; sequence-specific DNA binding. The transcript has 21 exons. Gene Ontology annotation, cellular component: nucleus. Gene Ontology annotation, biological process: regulation of transcription by RNA polymerase II. The record is from RefSeq and is a predicted model, not a curated record. Lineage: Eukaryota; Metazoa; Arthropoda; Insecta; Hymenoptera; Diprionidae.